Messenger RNA from Ctenopharyngodon idella (grass carp), 1098 nucleotides. It is a transcript of the gene ifnphi1, whose product is annotated as interferon phi 1. Gene Ontology annotation, molecular function: cytokine receptor binding. The record is from RefSeq and is a predicted model, not a curated record. Gene Ontology annotation, biological process: defense response; response to exogenous dsRNA. NCBI's taxonomy places the organism in Eukaryota, Metazoa, Chordata, Actinopteri, Cypriniformes, Xenocyprididae. Gene Ontology annotation, cellular component: extracellular region.
AUGGGGGUCAAUGCUCUGCUUGCGAAUGGCUCGGCCGAUACAGGAAUAAGCAACGAGUCUUUGAGCCUCCUGAAGGAAAUGGGUGGAAAAUAUCCUGAGGAUACCAAGGUGUCAUUUCCAGGACGCCUGUACAACAUGAUAGACAAUGCCAAGGUGGAGGACCAGGUGAAGUUUCUUGUCCUGACCUUAGAUCAUAUCAUCCGCCUCAUGGAUGCCAGAGAGCACAUGAAUUCAGUGCAGUGGAACCUACAGACUGUAGAGCAUUUUCUAACUGUCCUGAACAGGCAGUCAUCUGAUCUUAAAGAAUGUGUGGCCCGAUACCAGCCAUCACAUAAGGAGUCCUACGAGAAAAAGAUAAACAGACACUUCAAGAUUUUAAAGAAGAAUCUAAAGAAAAAAGAAUAUAGUGCUCAAGCAUGGGAGCAGAUCCGGAGAGCUGUGAAACAUCACCUUCAGAGGAUGGACAUCAUCGCAAGCAUUGCCAACAGACGAUAAGACAUAAUGACAGAUGAAUGACUUGUGACACAUUCCAUGGAGUGAAGAAAAGUGAAUGUAAACAAUGCCUUAAAAGCUAAAACUGAAUGUAACAAAUAUUUAUUUACAUGACUGUAUUUUAUUUCAACUAGAGUUGAAAGUUUUGCCUAAUGUCUGGUGUUUUAAUAUAGAGUUUACCUUAUGUGUUUCCUAUGAAAACUUGAAGUAAUCUGAUCAAGCAAGCUAAUUAUGUUUCUUACAAAAACCUGUGAAACCUUUUAUUUAUUUUAUUUUGGUGCAAAUAGGCCUAUGUGCCUAAACUAUACUCAGAUUUUUUGCUGAAUGUGAAAAAAAUGUUUAAAAAAACAAGCAUGCCAUGUAUUUCAAGUCAUGUAUUUAUUAACGGUCAGUCAGUUAUGUUGUGAUGCACAUGAAUAUUAGAUAUGUUUUGUGAUUGUUUCAGAUAUUUAUUAUACUUAAUUUAAUUUAUAUAUUGUUGUGCACAAUUUUUGUAUCUCUGAAUAUUUAUUGUUUUUAUAUGUACUGUUAUUUAUAGUUAUUUAUUUGCUCUAUUUGCUUGCAAAAUAUUUUUGUACUUUUAAAUAAAAAAUUGAUUUAAACUAA